UUCGACUUUCGUUCUUACAGAGCGAAAGAGAGAAAAACAUAUAGCAGCUCGAAUCUUCCAAAAGGAUCACAGAAUGGGGGCUUGUGCUAGCAUUCCUAUUGACCCGAAGCACGCCAAGGCCCCUGAGCCUGCCAAGGAGGAAACCGAGGCUGCCGUUGCUCCAACCGAGCCCGAGCAGGUCAAAACCGAGGAGAAGGCAGUCGCCAGCACCGAUGAGGCUGCAGUGAAAGAAGAGUCGAAGGAGGAAGAGAAAAAGGAAGAGGAGGAAGAGAAAAAGGAGGAGCAAGUCUCAGAAUCAGCUGCCGCAAAGGAGGAGAACGAGAAGGCACCCUCGAAUGCAGAGGAGGCUGAGAAGCCCGCCGCUGUUAAAGAGGAGGAGAAAUCCUCGCAGUAAUUCCAGAACGUGCCGACCGUGACUCGAAUAGAAUGAUACACUUCUGAGAUACAUUUCAUUCUUUUUUCUGUUCUUCAAAGAUUGUCUCUAAUCACAUCCAUUUUCUCUCAAUCCAGAACAGAACCAGUAAGUUUACCCCCUUUUCUUUUUCCUGUCCAACUGCAGUAAUACGCGCACGCCGAUUCGAAUAAGACUAUUCCAGUUUUGUAA
Punica granatum (pomegranate) is the source of this 604-nucleotide messenger RNA. Lineage: Eukaryota; Viridiplantae; Streptophyta; Magnoliopsida; Myrtales; Lythraceae. The record is from RefSeq and is a predicted model, not a curated record.